This is a messenger RNA of Oryzias melastigma (Indian medaka), 2003 nucleotides long. It is a transcript of the gene ankrd63, whose product is annotated as ankyrin repeat and KH domain-containing protein 1. The record is from RefSeq and is a predicted model, not a curated record. The coding region runs from base 116 to 1723 and encodes 535 amino acids. The transcript has a single exon. NCBI's taxonomy places the organism in Eukaryota, Metazoa, Chordata, Actinopteri, Beloniformes, Adrianichthyidae. Gene Ontology annotation, molecular function: protein binding.
CUCCUCUCUGGGUCUUACUCUGAGUUAAGUGCAGUCGCUGUCAUCACAGAGAACCUUAGACAAUCCGUGUCCUCUCGCCACUUGCAGGAUCAGCUUCACAAGUAGGCGUUCGAGAAUGAUGCGGCCGAAAGAUUUAGGCCACGGCUCCGGUACCAAGACUUUUCUGGAUGCCAUGCAAGGUGGCAAAGUCCAUCUUGCACGCUUCAUUUUGGACGCCUUAGACGGCCGUAUCAUCAAUUCCAAGACGGAGAGCAGCCGCACUCUGCUCAUGUGUGCCGCCUGCCUUCAAGAUCCCGGAACGAGAUCCAAGUUCACCCGGCUGCUGCUGGAGAAAGGGGCAGAUGUCAACUGUCAGGAUGAGGACGGCCGCACAGCCCUCAGCCACGCCUGUGAGAUGGGUCACCUGGAUGUGGUCAAACUUCUCGUGCAGUUCAAUGCUGAUCCUGACGUCUCUGAUGCUUGGGGUAACAGCGCGCUCAUGUAUGCCGCCUUCUCCGGACACAGCCCGGUUCUGGAGUUUCUGAUCAGGGCUUUCAAAAGACUGGGACUGAAGCUGGACAGGACCAAUAACGCCGGACACUCAGCCAUCGAGGUGGCCAACUUUUUUGGACACAACCAGUGCGUGCAGAUUUUGAACUUUCCUUGCAGGAAGUUUAGCAGAGAUGAUCCACUUGUUGAUUUCAGCGCCGCUGUUGACGGAGAAUCCCGUUUACCCAACAAGCUCCCCAGGCAUGUCCUGGAGAGGUUCUCCAAACCGAUGACAAAUGAGGACCAGCUGCCAAGUGUAUUUCAGAGACAGAUGAAAAUUGGAGAUGGCAGUGGACUGUGGAGCCGAUUCAGAUGUCCCAGAAGCCAAUCGCAAGAGGACAAUCAAGACCAUAGUUGGAGUUUGCCUCCUCAGAUUGAGAAGAGCCAGACUGAGGGGGAUCACAGCAUUCUCUUUGCUGCCAAACAGCUGCAAAACCGCCAGUUUAGAGAGCUGAGGGGGGCAAAAAUCCCAAACUCUUUUCCUGAGCCAAAGCAAAAAGAUGUCAGCCAGGAUGUUAAACUCCCAGAGCGAGCACCUGAGAGUUUCCCUCUCUGGGGAAAAGCGAAGUCAUUUAACCUGGACGUUGUGAGCAGCAGAAAGCAGUCCUAUCAGGGUGAUGUGCGUGACAUGAGCCUGUCAGCCAGCAAAUUGAAGAGAGCCUCGCUCCAGGAUGAGCGAUGCCUGAUAAACAAGAUGGACUGUCAAGGGAACACUCGGGGCCUGACAAACGACUGCAACAAAACUAUCUCAGUGCCAAAACCUGUUUUAAGCAGCAAGGGUCAGCCAGUGAAAGCACUCCAGACAAAUGUCAAAUCGCAGAACACUGAGGCCGCUGACACGGCUCCGUCAAACAGAAAAGAGCAACAGAAGAGGGGGAGCCUUGGCUCGACCGCAAGACACAACAAGCUGCUGUUUGCCAGGGCAGAGAUGGAGGCACAGAAGAUCCCAAACCAGACAGCGGGGUUCGUGGGCCUGGGGACCCGACUGCUGCGCCGGUUUACUGCGCCGGAGUUCAUGAGGAUGGUGUUAGACUGCUCGUCUGCCUCCACAAAAGGCAGAGGUCAGAUGUCGCGCUCUGAUACCUUCCCUCUUUCACACACACACCAGCAGGUGAACAGUCAGCCGAGCGCUGACAGCAUCAGUGCUGUCAAAUGUGAGUUUGAGAGCUACUCCUCUCAGUCCACCCUUGACUAGUCUGAGGCGGAAAUGUUAUUUUCAUUUAUAAAACUGUAUUUUGUGUGCUUGGUCAGCUUUGCUAUUUGUUUAUCUAUUUGUAAGAUUAAGAAAUCAAAAUGCUUAAUUCUUGUUGUAUACUGAUACUACAUUUAAAAUCAGUCUGUAAGUUAAUAAAAUAUAAUUUUUAACACAUUCAGGAUUUAUAUUCUCUGGAAGCUUUUAAUAGUGCUCCUGUAUUUUGCCUAAGAUAUUCACUGUGUAUUAAUGCAAAACAUCUAAUAAAGAGAUUUAAAAAGCA